CUGUUGAAGAAAGUUGUUGCAAUGUUGAUGAAAUCCGCACCGUUCAAUUUGCUCCUAUUCAUUAAGCCAUAUGGAGUGGCUAUUCGUCCUCCAGCUGUUGUUGUCCUCCGCGGCAUAUCGCUGAUCGGACUUCCACCGCUAAGUGGUGGCAGAAAUUCCAUUCCGGUCCCUCCUCGCGCUAACCGUUCUCAGCCACUCUCAGUCGUGAAAAUGGAGAGCGCCUGCGAAACAAAACCUUCUCCGGCCGUGGUGAAGCUGAAGCCCAUCGAAGCUACUCCGGAGACCUUCCGAGAGUUUGGACAAGUGAUUGAGGCGUCGCCCGACGGCGAAGAGUUCGGCCCCCGCGAUGCUCAACUCGACCUCAGCCGUGGCGUUCCUAGGUUUUACAUUAUGCAACUCAAAGGUCGGUCAUUGAAGUUUUCAAGCAUUACACACCAUGCCAAUGUGACACAGUGCCUUGGAUCAAUUGGGGGCAAUGUUUGGUAUCUUGGAGUUGCUAAGUCAUCUAUUGUAGAUCCAAGUGAAAUUAAGGGAGAAACGGGUGUUAAUAUCCAGCAAUCAGAUAGUGGGCAUUUCUAUGUGCCUCCUGCUGUUGACGAAGUACAUGCAUUUAAAAUUUCAGGCUCGAAGUUUAUAAAGCUAAACCGAGGUACAUGGCAUGCUGGACCAUUGUUUAACGGGGGUGUGAUGGACUUCUACAAUCUGGAACUCAAUAAUACAAAUUUUCACACAGGUGGUUGAUCACACAACACACUACUUCAGCAAGAAGAAUAAUGUGGUGUUCCAUUUGGAGGAGUAAUUGAUCUUCUCCAGCAAAGAGUUUUCUGAGGGGAACAAUAGGAACGAAUUGUGAUGAUUUCUGCAUUUCUUUCUUUCCCUUGCAGAAGAUAUAACUAUAUCUGUAUUUUGUACUAAAAAGUAACCUUGCAGGUCCAGGUUUCCCUGUACUUGAAAGUAUUUAUGCACAGUUCUCUUGGCUCUUGCGAAUGCAUAUAUCGGCCUUGUCCAUGGGUAA
Ipomoea nil (Japanese morning glory) is the source of this 1015-nucleotide messenger RNA. RefSeq lists its product as uncharacterized. Gene Ontology annotation, molecular function: ureidoglycolate hydrolase activity. Lineage: Eukaryota; Viridiplantae; Streptophyta; Magnoliopsida; Solanales; Convolvulaceae. The coding region runs from base 22 to 741 and encodes 239 amino acids. The record is from RefSeq and is a predicted model, not a curated record. The transcript has 3 exons.